AUGGCUACAAAUCCCGAAGAAAAUAAACCCCAAGAGGAAAAAGAGGAAGAAUUACCACAAGAAAUUUUGCGUGCUAGCCCAGAAGAUAUAAAUAACCGCACGCGGCUAUUGGAAAAUGAAAUAAAGUUGCUGGAUAUGGAUCCUAAUGAUGAGCCCGAAGAAGAUGGUGCGAAUAUUGAUUUGGAUGCACAUCGAAAGGGUAAAUGCGCCGUGAUCAAGACGUCCACGCGGCAGACUAUCUUCCUUCCACUCAUUGGUCUUGUUGAUCCAGCCACUUUAAAACCUAGUGACUUGAUUGGUGUCAAUAAAGAUAGUUAUCUUGUGUUAGACACAUUACCAGCCGAAUAUGAUUCGCGCGUUAAGGCUAUGGAAGUUGAUGAGAAACCCACAGAAGAUUAUAAUGAUAUUGGUGGACUUGAUAAACAAAUUGAAGAACUAGUCGAAGCCAUCGUAAUUCCAAUGACUCAUGCUGAAAAAUUCAAAAAUUUGGGUAUAAAACCGCCAAAAGGGGUUUUAAUGUAUGGACCUCCAGGAACAGGAAAGACUUUAUUGGCCAGGGCUUGUGCCGCACAGACUCAAUCCACAUAUUUAAAAUUGGCAGGACCUCAGCUUGUUCAGAUGUUUAUUGGUGAUGGUGCAAAACUUGUACGCGAUGCCUUCAAUCUAGCUAAAGAAAAAGCGCCUGCUAUUAUCUUUAUUGAUGAAUUGGACGCAAUAGGAACCAAGCGUUUCGAUAGUGAAAAGAGUGGAGAUCGUGAAGUUCAACGAACUAUGUUAGAAUUGCUUAAUCAACUUGAUGGUUUCAGCAGCGAUGAGCGAAUUAAGGUUAUAGCGGCUACAAAUCGUAUUGAUAUAUUAGAUCCAGCGCUUCUACGGUCUGGACGUCUCGACAGAAAAAUAGAAUUUCCACUUCCAAAUGAAGAAGCACGCGCGCGUAUUCUUCAGAUUCAUUCUCGUAAAAUGACAGUAAGUCCCAAUGUUAAUUACGAAGAAUUGGCGCGCUGCUGUGAUGAAUUCAAUGGUGCGCAAUGUAAGGCUGUGUGUGUGGAAGCUGGUAUGCUUGCUUUAAGACGUCAAGCUACCGAAUUGAGUCACGAAGAUUUUAUGGAUGGUGGGUAA
Messenger RNA from Ambispora leptoticha, 1119 nucleotides. NCBI's taxonomy places the organism in Eukaryota, Fungi, Glomeromycota, Glomeromycetes, Archaeosporales, Ambisporaceae. The record is from the annotation of a GenBank genome assembly.